Sclerotinia borealis F-4128 is the source of this 483-nucleotide messenger RNA. The record is from the annotation of a GenBank genome assembly. NCBI's taxonomy places the organism in Eukaryota, Fungi, Ascomycota, Leotiomycetes, Helotiales, Sclerotiniaceae.
AUGCAGAACCCAUUCGAAGAUCAUAAGACUGAGAUUAGGUAUUUGUUCCUAUCGGAACAUCUAACCAUGUCGGCAAUUCAGGAAAUAAUGAGGAAGAAGUAUGGCUUCAGCGCAUCCAUAUCGACAUACAAGACAAAACUCGCGGAAUGGAACAUGUUCAUCCCACUCUCGAGCCGCGCGAAAAUCAUAAAGCAUCAAUACAUUUUGGGCAGCAGAAAGAGACCUGAGCGUCUAUAUGACAUCAUCCCGAGGGUCACUCCACGCUCUGUUCCCUUGACACCUCCACUGAGCCCUCCAGCUUUGAAGCACCAGAUCAGAAAUACUCGCAUCAAGCAAGAACGUGCCGCUCCUUGCUCUAUAUCUUUGAUAGUCCACUCGGCCGAUAAGAAGUCGGCGGAAUCAUUUUAUCAAGACGAAUAUAUCAUCAUUCUGGCGGAACUCCGUGGGAGACUUCGAGCCGCACUGGGUCGGGAAUCGGGCUGA